CUUGAAAUUCACAAAAUAUAAAAGUUUAUUGCUAAAGUAAAAAAUUAACAUAGCCAUGCAAGUGCGCCAAAAUCGGUGAAGCUACAAAAAAAUGGUCCUAAAUUCAUGUCUAACAUUCACAUAGACACUCUCUCUCUCUCCUCUUUCUCUCUAACUGUUUCAGUUUCUUCCUUCAACGAAAAUUACUUAAAAAUGAAAAUGUUUUCUUCCCCAGAUAUCCAUAAAUUGAUCUCCAAUCCUCCAUAAAAUUAACUCAAAUCAAUAUAUUAGAAUUGGAUUAUACCCAAUUUAAUUUGAUCCAACAACAUGUUCUGAACAAAAAAGAACAAAUUUUUUAAAAAAAUUUCCUUUUAAUCCUUAAUUGAUUUUGAUGAGAGGCCGAAAAAGGGAAAGAAAAUAACAUCUAUGAAGAUAAAGAGGAUAAAGGAGCAGAUGCAGUUAGUAAAGCAAAAUCAAAAGCAGGGUUGCCAUUUUUCCAGAAUUUAUUUCAGAUGGAAUGGCAGAUCUUGUUAGUUAUGGCCAUUCUGACCGUGAUGUUGAUCAAGCACUCAUUACUUUGAAGAAAGGUACUCAAUUAAUCAAGUACAGCAGAAAAGGGAAACCCAAAUUUUGCCCAUUCAGACUUUCUCCGGAUGAGACGACUCUAAUUUGGUUAUCACAUGGAGAAGAAAGAAAUUUAAAGUUAUCUUUAGUCUCAAGAAUCAUCCAAGGCCAAAGAACUGCUGUGUUUCGUAGAUUCUUGCGUCCCGAGAAGGAUUACUUGUCAUUUUCACUUAUAUAUAAUAACGGCGAUAGGUCCCUUGACUUGAUUUGUAAAGACAAAGCUGAGGCAGAAGUUUGGCUCGCGGGUCUUAAGGCUUUAGUUGGCCAGCAACGAAAUAGACGCACAAGAAGUGAAAUAGUUGAAGUAAAUGAAGGUGAAUAUGGUCAAAAUGGUCGUCCAUCUGGUGGUGCUCUAGAGUUUACUUCCAACACGCGUGGUAGAACAUCUGUUGAUUUUGGUUCUUUAGGAUCAGAUGUUGGGUCUGAGCAGGCAAAUAUGCAACCAAGAGGAAGCACAGGAGACGGUUUUCGACUUAGCGCAGAUGGUUUUCGAAGUAGUGUUUCGAGCGCUCCUAGUUGUUCAAGCCAAGGUUCAGGACCAGAUGACAUUGAGUCACUAGGAGAUGUUUAUGUUUGGGGCGAACUUUGGUCUGAUGGAGGUGGUAUAACAGAUGGUUCUGGCAACUCAUUAAGCACUAGUAAAACCGAUGUUUUAACUCCAAAACCCUUAGAAUCAAACGUAGUUCUUGAUGUUCAUCAAAUAGCUUGUGGGGCCCGCCAUGUCGCUCUUGUAACUAGACAAGGUGAGGUUUUCAGUUGGGGUGAAGAAUCCGGAGGAAGACUUGGUCAUGGGAUUGAUAGAGAUUUUACUCGUCCUCGCCUUGUUGAUUUUCUUGCUGUUACUAAUGUAGACUUUGUUGCAUGUGGUGAGUACCAUUCAUGCUCAGUGUCAACAUCGGGUGAUUUAUUCACAUGGGGAGAUGGUAUGCAUCAUGCUGGUCUAUUAGGCCAUGGCACUGAUGCUAGUCAUUGGAUUCCGAAAAGAAUUUCAGGUCCUUUAGAAGGUGUUCAGGUUUUCUCCAUUGCUUGUGGUACUUGGCAUUCAGCAUUAACAACUUGUAAUGGUAUACUCUUCACAUUCGGUGAUGGAAGUUUCGGAGUUUUAGGGCAUGGUGAUCGCGAGGUUGUUCCUUAUCCAAGGGAAGUUCAACAAUUAAGCGGGUUAAAAACUAUUAAGGUAGCAUGUGGAGUUUGGCACACUGCAGCUAUUGUGGAGGUUAUGAGUCCUUCUGCUUCUGCUAGUGGCAUUCCUUCUAGGAAAUUGUUUACUUGGGGAGAUGGGGACAAAUAUCGCUUAGGUCAUGGAAGCAAAGACACAUAUCUGCUUCCGACGUGUGUGUCUGCGCUGAUUGAAUACAACUUCUCUCAAAUCGCAUGUGGACAUGACUUUACAGUUGCGCUUACAACAUCAGGCCAUGUCUUCACAAUGGGUAGUGCAUCAAAUGGACAACUUGGAAAUCCACAAGCUGAUGGGAAAGUACCUUGUUUAGUUCAAGAAAAACUAGUUGGUGAGUUUGUGGAAGAGAUAUCUUGUGGAGCACACCAUGUCGCGGUCCUCACUUCAAGAAGUGAGGUAUAUACUUGGGGUAAAGGUGCAAAUGGAAGACUUGGACAUGGUGAUACAGAAGACCGUAAGUCCCCAACUUUGGUAGAGGCACUUAAAGAACGACAUGUAAAAAGUGUAGCAUGCGGUUCAAAUUUCACUGCUGUAAUUUGUAUCCAUAAAUGGGUUUCCGGAGCUGAUCAGUCAGUAUGCUCAGGGUGUCGCCAAGCAUUUGGUUUUACAAGAAAAAGGCACAACUGUUAUAAUUGUGGUCUUGUACAUUGUCAUGCAUGUAGCUCUAAAAAAGCCGUUAGAGCCGCUCUUGCUCCUACACCAAGCAAGCCACAUCGUGUUUGCGAUGCUUGCUACAACAAACUUAAGGCUACUACUACUGGAAAUGUGUCUAUUUUUAGCAAGAAACAAACUACUGUGCCUCGUCGUUCAAUCGAUAGCACCAAGGAAAGGAUUGACAGGGCUGAAACAAGAUCUUCUAGACUGUUAUUAUGCCCUACUACAGAACCAGUGAAAUAUCUCGAGGUUAAGAGUCAAAGGUAUGGAGGUAGAUUAGAAUCAUUUGGUAUGGUUCGAGCUUCACAAGUGCCAUCAUUUCAACAACUUAAAGAUGUUGCUUUUCCUUCUUCAACUGCUCUUCAAACUGCUUUGAGGCCUACUACACCACCUCCUCCUCCAGCACCUCCUUUUCGUAGCAGCUCGCCUUCGCGACCAUCUUCACCAUAUGCCAGAAGGCCAAGUCCUCCUCGCCCUGGGACUCCAGUGUUUUCAAGAGGUGUUCUUGAUAGUCUCAAGAAGUCCAAUGAACUUCUAAGCCAGGAAGUUUCAAAGCUUCAAAACAAUCUUAAAAAUCUAAAGCAAAAGUGUGAUUUCCAAGAUGAGGAGAUUCAAAAUCUACGAAAGAAUGCUAAAGACAAUGCUUUAAUUGCGGCGGAGCAAUCUUCCACGUCCAAUGUUGCAGAGGAAGCUGUUAGAUCUUUUAUUGUUCAGCUCAAGGAUAUGGUCAAUAAGUGGUCUCUAGAUGAAGCUGAUCAAACUGAGAAUUUGAAGGCCAUGAUUCUAUCAUUCAUAGAAGCAAACCAAAAUGAAGCAUCCAUUUCUCAAACUUCCUUAACAACAGAACAACAACAACAAAAUCUACAAAAUGAAAGUAGUCAAGUUAACAAGGAAAAUUCUUCUACAAAUAGUCAUAAGAUUAUAUCUUUAGACCCAGCAAUAAUGGCGGACUUAUCAACAUCUAAUGAUAAUACAAAUGAUACAAGUGAUAAACAUGGUUCAGCUUUAUUAGAUGAAGUUGAUGUAUCUUCAAGUAAGCAAGAAGGAAAUAAUGGAGGAGUUGAAGCUGGUAAUAAUGAUACAUCACCUUCACCGACGACGGAGACAGCAACUAAUGACAGUAGGGAAAACAGGACAACAAGGUCAUCUCAAGGUUCAUCAAGGAGUGACGGAUUAAGGGAAUGUAAAGAGAAAUUUGAACAUGGAGUUUAUGUAACUUUCAUUCAACUUCGAAACGGUACAAAAGUUUUCAGACAAGUCAAAUUUAGCAAAGAAAGGUUUCGCGAGAAACAAGCUGAGGAAUGGUGGAAGGAAAAUAAAGAAAGGGUACUGCGGAAAUACAUCCCUCCACCACCAAAGAACAUGCCAUCAACAUCAUCUCCUGCGACGCCACCAACAACUUCACCUUUAGGUCCAUCAACUAGUGAACAGGAAAGCAAUGACAACAACUUAACACCUUCAUAAACAUAUAUACUUGUUGAUCAAAUUUUUUUUUUCAAUGUCACAGAACCUGCAAUCUUGGUAGAAAACUAGAAAUUUAUGAGGCAAAAGAAUUGUUUUAGGUAUAUGAGAAUUGGAGUAUGGGAUGAAUUGAGCUCAUUUUUUGACAUAAUUGAGAAACUUUUACUUUUUGGCAAGAAUAAUUUACUUUAGAAAUCGUACUUUAAUUCCAUGAGUAACUCAACAAUUUAUGUUUCUUAUUUGC
Messenger RNA from Beta vulgaris subsp. vulgaris (sugar beet), 4139 nucleotides. RefSeq lists its product as hypothetical. Lineage: Eukaryota; Viridiplantae; Streptophyta; Magnoliopsida; Caryophyllales; Amaranthaceae. The record is from RefSeq and is a predicted model, not a curated record. Gene Ontology annotation, molecular function: metal ion binding. Bases 497 to 3898 code for a protein of 1133 amino acids. The transcript is spliced from 9 exons.